Necator americanus (New World hookworm) is the source of this 366-nucleotide messenger RNA. RefSeq lists its product as uncharacterized. Lineage: Eukaryota; Metazoa; Nematoda; Chromadorea; Rhabditida; Ancylostomatidae. The record is from RefSeq and is a predicted model, not a curated record. The coding region runs from base 1 to 366 and encodes 121 amino acids. The transcript has a single exon.
AUGAGUAACGACGGUUACUCCAAACACCACCUACAACAUCUCUCAUGUAACUUACAAAGUGGUGCAGUAGUAGUUGUUGUCGUGGUGGUAGUUGUAGUGGUAGUUGUGGUGGUAGAAGGUGGAGGUGUUGGGGUGGUUGUCGUCGUUAUUGGAGUUGUUGUCGUAGUCGGUGUUGUUGCAGUUGUCGUGGUACUUGUAGUAGACGGGACUGUCGUUGUGGUCGGCUGCGACGUGGUUGCCGUGAUCGGGGUGGAGGUGGUAAAAGUAACAGUCGUCGUUCUUGUGGUUGAUGGAGUACUGCUGAAGUUGAGGGAGAUUUCGGCACAGCCCACCAAUGAAAGCCAUCCAACUAGACCUGUUUUUUAA